AGAGUCUAGCGGUGCCGUUUCCAGCCACUAAGUCUUGGGGAAACACAUCAGAUAGCCAUGAAGAAGCCGGAUUUAAUCUGGUCUGACAAAGCUCCGUUUAUUUGGAUGAAAACCGCGAGAAAUGUCGCGGUAGUUUUGAUGAAGACGUUAUCUCUUACUUUUGUGGUCAUCCUAUCGAAAAUUCCUUUUUUGAGAAAAUUGACGCAGCCAAAGAGAAAAGCUAACGCUGUUCCUGGAACAGAGACACUCGAUUUGAACUUUUCAUACCGAACCAUCAAAACAUGGAUCCGUGUCAGACUGAGCGAUGCACUUAUAAGGAGAACAUCUCUUGGUGGUAAGGCCCCGAACACAAGUCUGUAUGACAUGGACACGAAAUCUUAUAAAAAACUCUACAGUUUCCAAAAAGCGGGACGCCCUCUGGUGCUGAACUUCGGAAGCUGUUCCUGACCUCCGUUUAUAGCAAAGGUCGAGGAGAUCAAGAAGAUCAUCCGCGACUUUGCUGACAUCGCCGAUUUCUUGACCAUCUACAUCCGGGAGGCACAUCCCGUGGAGGGAUGGCAAGUUCUCGGACACCAGUUUCAGGAUAUGAAGGAUCAUAGAAACCUAGAGGACAGGGUCGAGGCCGCGGAAAUGCUCCAGGACUUUGAUCUGAAAUGCCCGAUACUGGUUGAUCCCAUGGAUAACCAGAACGCACUUCAGUAUGGGGCUGUGCCGGAACGUUUGUAUAUCCUUUAUGAUCAUACGGUGAUGUACUUUGGUGAUUCUGGACCGGAAAACUACAAACCGGACGCAGUGAGGAGUUGGUUGACACGUUUCCGGAACGAGGCGUAAAUUGCAAGGACUUUGACUACUUACAUGAGUGCUUGGUUUUGAUGCAUAGUUGAUGAACCACCCGGUAGCUGGGGUAGAAGUGAGCUUAUGGACUUUUUCAUACUUUAUAGAUUAGAGAAAAUGUUUGACUGUUGAUGUAUUGUAACUGAUUCCUGUGAUUAUGAUGUUUUAUUGCCAUAUAACCUAUACUUAUCUAUACUUUAUCAGUCUUAUUAUAAUAGAAACAUUACAAAUGACUGAUGAAUUUCCAUUGGUAAAACAGUAACACCUUUGGAAACGAUGGAUUCAUUAGUACGUCUCUAUUUUAACAUAGAUAUUUUGGUGUACCUAUGAUAUACCUUUAAAACAAGUAUUUGAUAAGACGUGAUGCACGGCUGGUAUCGGGUAAUAGGCAGUUGUACAUUGUAGGAUAGCUGAACGGUGUGAUUAGUCGUGAGAAUAUAAUAAAACAGGAAUUUUAACACUGCUUCUUAUUAUGAUUAGUAAAUAAAAUGCAUUGUAAAUCAA
This is a messenger RNA of Pecten maximus, 1338 nucleotides long. Its product is annotated as type I iodothyronine deiodinase-like. The record is from RefSeq and is a predicted model, not a curated record. Gene Ontology annotation, molecular function: thyroxine 5'-deiodinase activity. The transcript has 2 exons. Lineage: Eukaryota; Metazoa; Mollusca; Bivalvia; Pectinida; Pectinidae.